AAAGAAGUCAGUUUGGACCUAGGGAAGUGAGAGGAAGUGGUGGAUUAAAUGUUGUGUGCGGAUUAGGAAGGUCCAGAAAAUUAAUUAUACUUUCUUCUGAGAAGAAAAUAUAUGUAUAUUUUUUAUUAUUAUUUUGUGUUUUUUUUUUUUUUGUCUUUCUACCUCAAAGCUUUUAUCAAGCCUUAUUUUUGCCUUCCAAGAGUUUACAAGUGAGACAAGAUAAAGUAACUGCAGGGCAUUCCGCGACCAGCCAGAACUAUGAAUAACCUUCCAAGUACUUCCCUCAUAUGAACCUUUGAUACUUAUGCACUUUAAUAAUAUAAACAGUUACCUGUCUGAGCAGCUCCCGUUGCGCUCUCUUAAAGCACUCGCUACAAAGCUGCAGCCAAACGUUUCCUUCCUCCUUCGACCAUGUUCCAGAAGUUUACCAGUUGCCUGUUUGGGGAGCCUGCAUAUACUAAUGGUGCAAACACAGAGCCUGACUUGAGUGAAAAGGAAGAGGAGGAUGACUGGAUUCUUGUGGAUUUGGAUGGCCACACUAAAACCUUUACAGAAGAUGCCUGUGAGAAGGACCUUUCUUCCUUUGAGCACGACACCCCUUUGACCAGCUCCUCAUCUUCUCAAGAAGUGCCUGGUGACACCGGUGACCUCGUCUUCCUCCAGCUGGACUGCUGUGCAUUGGAGGAGAGCUGGUUUAUUACGCCUCCUCCAUGCUUUACUGCAGGUGGGCAUGCCCCAGUUCUGGUGGAGAUGAGUCCCAUGGAGAACCUCCUCAUAGAGCACCCCAGCAUGUCUGUCUAUGCAGUGCACAGCCUUCGCAAUGGCCUGAAGGAAGCUACCAGAAGGUCUACUGAAAAAUCAAUACUGAGACUUGGAGGCCUUCCAAGAAUGGGAGAACAUAUUGGCUGCUAUGCAGCUGCGAUUGCGACCCACACAAGUUUGCAAGAAGCCAAGCAUACACGACUCGCUCUUCGUGCCAAGGAGAAUGUGCAGAGGCAGAGAUUAACACGCAGCAGCCUACGUCGCCAGAACCUUGCCAAAGAGUGUCCUUCUCGUGCAAAUAAACAAGGUGGUUUUUUCAUACAGCAACCCUGCCAGAGGCAAUUUAAUUAUUAAUAUGACAGUGUCUGGAAAAUGUGUGCAUAGUGUUUUUUUUAUUUGUUAUUCCUUUGGAUAUAUUCUUGCUUAUGAAAGCUUCCUGUUUUAAAUGUCCUUCCUUAGUUCAAGCAGCUCAAGUCAUUGGGCUAAAAAUGUAAACUAUACACAUAGUGUAUGCGCAUUUUUAUAUACUUUUUGUUUUCAUCCUUCACUUGCUCAAAUACUGACUCCUUGAUGAUUUUAAUUAUUAUAGUGGCUUAUAAUUAAAAGUACCACAUCCACCUUUAUUUUAUAUAUAAGAGGUUUAUUAAGCCAGCUUUGUUUGUAAAAUGUUUAAAAAUAUAAGCCUGUUGUAACACGGUUUAAAAUGAACAGAUGUAUAGCGUAGUGUAAAGUUAAAAACCUUUUUAAACAUUUUAAUGAAGUGUCUCUUUGUGUUCAGCUCGCAUACCAGGGUCGGGACUCUCAUCCCUGGUGCUGAGUUAGUGGUGUCCACUUUGUAUGAAAGUUGGAAAAAAUUCAUACUUAAUACAUUUUGAACUAUCGGAACAGAUGUGUCGUUUGCAUCAUGCGAGCAUUACUGGCACCUUUUGUGUUAUUUAGGUAUGUUAUGUACAAUAUCUUGGGGGGGCGGGGGGGGAUUGGAAUUAUAUCAAAUUUAUAUCAUUAAGAUCUUUAGUAUGUUCACAAGUAUAACAAAAAAAGUGCAUCUAAGAUGUAAUCAUUUCUGAGGGGAAUAAAAAACAAAAAUGACCUGGACUUUAUUAUUGGCACUCUUCACUAAUAUUUUGUUGCAUGAUGCUUGGCAGUGAUGACAGCCUUCUAACAUUUCUUGGAGCCAUCUGCAGGUUUCUAACAUUUGUGCAGGACUCCUCCCCCUAAUGGCAGAGUUCAGGUCUUUCCAAAGUUUCUAAAUUAAAUUGAGAUCAGGACUCAUUGCUGGCCAGUUUAAAACUGUUCAUUUAUGCCUCUUUAAAAGCAUUGUUUUUUGCAUUUGGUUGUAUGCUUUGGGUCACUGUCUUGCUUGAGGAGCCAUGACCUUCAAGACAUACCUAGACUGCUUAUAUUAGGUAGCACAUUUCAUUCUAAAAUCCCUUUGUAAUCCUUGGACUUAGUGAUUCCUUUAAUACGCUCACGGCCUGCGUUUCCUGAAACAGCCCCACGACAUUAUGGAACCUCCACCAUAUUUAACUGUGGAAUGCUGUUCUUCUCCUUGUAAGCUUAAUUUCUUCACUUAUACAGUAAUGGUAUCAGUGGUCUGUAUUGCCAAAGAGCCCAAUUUUGGUUUCAUUUGUCCACAGAACAUUUUCUAAGAAGCUUUAUGGUUUGUCGAGGUGCGUUCAGGCAAAGAUCGGGCAUGCUUUUUUUUUUUUUUUUUUUACGUCGGUCUUUGAGCAGUAGGGUCCUCCUUGGCCUUCCUCCAUCAAGUUCUUCUUUGUGCACAGCAUAUGGUGCAGGUUGUACCCACCAGUCCAGAAUGCUUCAGGCAUGCCUUGAAAUUGCUGGAUGUUGUGGUUUAUUUUUAACAAUUCACACUCCCUUUCCAAGACUUCUUGGAUCAACUGUCCUCCUCCUAUCACGUCCUGGGAGUUUCUUGACAAUUCCAUGAGUAGAAAGCUUCUUAACAUUACAGACUGUAGAUACCGGAAUCCCAAGGUCUUUGGAAAUGGCCUUUAUACUCUUUUUACAAUCUGAUGUUAGGUGAUGUUGGUGCUUUGGGCGGUCUUGAGCACUUCUCUCGUCUUUACCAUUGUGAAAAAGGAACAGGGAGUGAAUGUGGCCUUUUUAAACAAUAAAGCCAUCAUUCAUUGGUUAAUUUGAGUCAUGUGAGCAAUGUCAAUCAAUCAUAGGCAAAACUAGUUUUACUGCAAUGGAAUUCUCUUCUUCAUCUGAGGGUGCAAAUAAUCAUAUUCAAGUCAUAUUUUAGCUUUUUGUUGCCAUCAACUACUCCAUCUAAGUUGGCACAAACAUUUUUCUUCCUUACUUCUGAGACAUACUAUUAAAUAUUAAUAAAGUAGAGUUGGUAAAUCUCCAGUUAUUUCUCAAGGUACUCAUACAUAACACACCUAAAAUGCAGUGGUGCCAAUAAUGUUGUCCACAACUGCAUUCCAGGUCCCGAUUUUUAUUAAUUCUCUGAAUGUUCGUCAUUGAUGUUAAGGCAAGUGUGAACAGUAGUGCAGUUCCAAACUUGACGCAGAGAGACGUUAAUCUAAAAUUUAUACCAAUGAUACUUGGGUAUAUUAAAUUUGUAUUUUUUUUUUCUAUCCAUAACAAAGGCAUCCCAGUGUAUUUUUCAAACAGAGGGAUAUGAUACAAUUACUCAAAUAAAAUAUUUUUACAAUGUGAGUGCAAGUAGGAUACGUGAAGUUCUGGAGGUUUCCCAUUGUGGCAGGUGCAGGGAUUGGACUAGUGACCCAGUAGUUUUUGUCCACUACCUUCACUACAAGCCCAUAAUGUUUAAUAUGUCUACCAUAAAUAAUAGUCCAGUUUUCUCUUAAAUGCAAAAAUAAACCAGUCUGAUGGCAAUUCAGCGCAUGGUGGUAUGGGGAUGUGUAAGCAUCAGUGGGAAAUUUUACAUGAAUGCCUUAACAACUGGUAGCUUCACAAGAGAAUUGGAUUCCCAUGUACACCAACUUGUGAUGGAAUGCUGACCUGUCGUCACUUCCUUAUAUAAAACAGAAAUUAUCAGUGAGCCAGUAAUUGCAUUUUAUGGCCACUUUCUAUUUGUAGCAAUUGCUGUAUCCAUUGAUUUAUUCUCAUUAAAAAAAGAGGCUAAACUUUAUAGUUCAUUUUAUUUUUUUGCAAAUCAAGAUUAAUAUGAACACCAAUGUCACGUUUCUCCUAAAAUUCAGAAACAGAAGGGGAUGAGAAAGUGUGACAUCCAAAAUUACGUUUUCUAACCCACUUAAUCUGUUUCAGGGUGGUUGGAGCCUAUUCCUCUAGCAUCAGACACAAAGCCGACAGAUAGGGCACUGGACGUUACGGAUGUCACAAGUGAUAAUUCUCAAAAUUCCUGAAGGAGGUGAAAUACAACGGAAAUGUGACGAUCAUUUACAACAGUGAUAUCAAACCGGAUGGCUGCUGGCGGGCCACGGUGGCUGUAUUUUAUAUACAGUGCAGCUUUGAACAUUUGGCUAAGUUGUCCAAAUAUCUCCUCCCGAUGCUUUUCGUUUCUGCCACUUUCUCAAUUAUUAACCAAUUACUAAUGCUAAUUAAACAUACUGUGGUGCAUUGAUUUUAAUUGACUUGCAUUUUAAUUGUUUAAUUUCUUCUUUGACCAGCAACCAAGCAAUAAUAAUGAGAUGCAAAGAGAGUCAAGAAAUGACCAGGCUAAGUAAGAUUUCAUUGAAUAACUGAAUUUGACAAAUUUGAGGGGACCAUUCAGUCCAUCAGACUCGUUUUUUUAAACCAUUGGCUAAGUGGUCCAAAUAUCUGCUCCAGAGGCUUUUUAAAUGUUGUAGCUGAAGCAGAAAGCUUGAUGCGUCUCGGUAGUUUGUUCCAGAAUCUCACAACUCUGAGUAGUGAAGUGCUGCAUACCUUCAGUCCUAAAUACACCUCUUCAAUAAAAUAUUUAAAAAAAGAGAAAAGUGAAGGUCUGGGAAAUACCUCAGAAAGAAAACAAAUCUUUUGAAAUGGCUUGGGUGGCAGAAUGUGAACACUUAACAAGCCAUAGAAUUUAAAUAUGGGGUUUCAUUAUCAGCUAAGUAACAAAUUGUUCCACAGUGAUAAUGCUGGCCAUUCCGGACUGUUCCAAGACCCCUCAUUUAGUAGGUCAUCUGCUUGCUUGGUUGCUUGUUUAAGGAGGAAAACAAAAACAAUUAAGUAGGCUAAUUAUAAUUAAGGCAAAAGAUGUCUGUUUAAUUAGCAACAGGAGACCGGGAAAGGGUCUAAAAUGAAAACCUGAGGCCACUGUGUCCCUCCGGGGUCCGAGUUUGAAACACCCCACCCUGAUUUACAAGAACCUUCAGGUUGUUAGAAACUGAAACCGUCCACCACUACAGCACCUCGAGACUGAGACUGCACAGCGCUAGCUGAUGUGACACCCUUACUGAUAUUUCACUAAAUCGGCUAUAUCGUCCAUAAUUGUGAAAUGUGUUUUAAAGCUUCUGUGGCAAGAAAUGAAAAUGUAGCGUUUCUGAUAUUGGAAUGAAAUUUGAUGUGAAGUUCCUUAAAGUGUGUGUUAUUUGUGAUAAGUAGUUGAGUGUCUCUUAUUAAUGGCAAGUCAAAUUUUAAUCCAGGUUAAAAACCUUGUGUGUGUUGUGUUUUUAUUUUUUUUAGCACAUGCAACUUGAAUCAUGUCUGGUGUGCCUGGAAAUUCUGUUACUUUUUGUUUUGUAUACACCACUAAUCUGUGCCACAAAUAGCUUGCAUAUGAAUUCACAAUUGGGUAAUUGGGAGCACAGGAUAAAUUAAAUCACAUAGAACGUAUGAAGAAUUGUCGGGAAAAUGUCUGUCCCUCGAGUGGGUACAGUGAGAGUGUAGGUGUAGUGCUCUUAGGUAGAAGAUACAAUAU
Molecule: messenger RNA, 5611 nt
Organism: Erpetoichthys calabaricus (reedfish)
Lineage: Eukaryota; Metazoa; Chordata; Cladistia; Polypteriformes; Polypteridae
Gene: tp53inp1
Product: tumor protein p53 inducible nuclear protein 1
Exons: 4
Coding region: 412-1116 (234 amino acids)
Biological process (GO): positive regulation of DNA-templated transcription; autophagosome assembly
Cellular component (GO): nucleus; autophagosome
Source: RefSeq, a predicted model, not a curated record